AUGGUACUUCGUGAGGAUUUGAGAGCACUACACCAACUCUGGCGACUAAUGCAUUCCGAGAAGAAGUAUCUAAAUACGUCUUUGCUAAGUGAAGAAAUGGAGACCUUAACCCAUGUUUCGGGUAGCUUACGUGGAGUCGCUGCCUCUACUAUGACACGCCGAUCAGUUCGACCUCAAUUAGGUUCUCCUGCUGUAUCCAAUGCCCCGCUAGCGAUGUCGCGCAUAGCCUCCGUUCAUCAGUUCGGCUCCAACACCCCUGCCCUCUCUGAAAAUGAAGCAUUGACAUCGAGUCCUGGAGCACCACUAGUCUCAUAUGGAGCCUCCCUCACUUAUACUUCUUCUACCAAUGAUGCACUUGCUGCUGCAGCAUUCGCGACUGCGGAAUCCGGCCACCCUUACGGAGGAGUCCAGACAUCUCUUGGCUCAAGUUCCAGUUUGCUGGCAUUGCCUCAGCAGUUGACAACCCCAGGAAUCCAACCUUGUGUCGGCUUGCCUUUUCAGCCACCAGGAGCCCAGUCGGGUGUCAUAUUUGGACUCGCGGACCAAAAUGUUUACAGGAGUGUGGGAUCUAUGUCAGCUCCAACCUGGCCUGGGGCCGGCACGUCUGCCUCUUCAAUGGUUUCUAAACGGUCCUCCACUGGUAAGCUGACUUAA
Protopolystoma xenopodis is the source of this 654-nucleotide messenger RNA. Lineage: Eukaryota; Metazoa; Platyhelminthes; Monogenea; Polystomatidea; Polystomatidae. The record is from the annotation of a GenBank genome assembly.